AUGCCACAGGGAAGUCCUUCACUCAUUGAAUUUGCCCAUGGAAAGGUGCAGUUGGCCCCACUGGUGGCAGUCAGACUCUUAUCAACCUUUUACCAGCAGGCAUUUGAGCAGCAAACCCCACUGCUCAAUGCUGCUUUGCCUCUUCCUUCCCCAGGGGCUGGAGAGAGGCAGCACAGGAUGAAAACAAAGCCAUUUUUCCCUCUGCUGCUGUCGUUUCUCACAGAUCUCCUGGCAGCAGACACCAUUGGCCCAAAYGAAGCAAAGCUAAAGAAAGCCAAGCUCCCCAAAAUAAAAAAGGAGAACAAUGUCCUCUUGCUGAGAACGAGCAACUUUGACAGAGCCCUGAAGGAAGCUGAGUACCUGCUGGUGGAGUUCUAUGUUUCUUUAGCUCAGUCAUCUCAGAAUUUCUCUGAAGAAUUUGCUGAGGCUGCACGACAGCUUAAAAAAGAAGCUCCAAGGAUCCAGUUUGGCAAAAUUGAUGUGACACACCAGCACGACUUGAGAAAGGAAUUUAACAUUCAGGCCUUUCCUGCAGUGAAAUUGUUUGUGAAUGGCAGCAGGGAGGAUCCYAUAGACUGCAAAGGAGUCAGAAAAGCCUCAGCCUUUAUCACAUGGGUGAAAAGAAGAACAGGACCUAGCACGGUUUUAAUCAACUCCACAGCUCAGGCUGAAGCCAUCCUAAAAGCUGAUGAUCUGGCAGUGAUUGGCUUCUUUAGGGAACCUGACAAUGGCAGCGUGGAAACUUUCUGUGAGACAGCACAAGAGGUGCCAGAGAUGCCCUUUGGGAUGACAGCCAGCGAGGAUGUCUGUGCCACCUUCGGCAUCCAGAGGAACUCCCUGCUGGUGUUUGAGAAGGGAAAACCAGUGCACAGUGAAGUGCUGGAGGAUGGGAGACAGAACAAACUGAGUCUAACCAGGCUGAUCAAAACCUUCACCUUGGAUUUGGUCACUGAAUACAAUCCUGAGACAUCUGUGAAGAUUUUUGAUGUCCCUGUUGAAAAUCACGUCCUGCUGUUCACCCCGACGAACUCGGAGGCAUUCAGUAAGAUUUAUGAAAACUACAGAUCUGCUGCUGCAGAAUUCAGAGGAAAGAUGUUGUUUGUUUUGGUGGAUACCGAUGAAGUGAGGAACGGACGGAUUUUUGAGUAUUUUCGCAUCAGAGACAUUGAUGUUCCUGCUGUGAGAAUCCUGAACCUGCCCAGCGAUGCCAGGUACAAAAUGCCAGCRGAUGAGGUGACUCUGGAGAACCUCAGAGCAUUCUGCCAGAGCUUCCUCGAUGGGAAAGCAAAGCAACAUCUGCCAAGUGAAGAAAUUCCAGAAGACUGGGACAAGAUGCCUGUCAAAGUGCUUGUUGGGAAGAAUUUCCACAGCAUCGUCUUCAACAAGACCAUGACUGUGUUUGUUAUGUUUUAUGCCCCCUGGUCCCACGAGUGCAGARAGCUCCUGCAGAUCUGGGACAAGCUGGCAGAGCAAUAUCAGAGUCACCAGGACAUCAUGAUAGCCAAGAUCGAUGUCACAGCAAACGAUCUCCAGUCUGUGGGCGUGGAGCGCUAUCCCUUCUUCACCCUGUUCCCUGCUGGGCUGGGUUAUCAGGAAGUGGCCUACACUGGGGAAUACACAUUGGAAGCAUUUUCUGAGUUCUUAGAAGAACAAAUCAAGACCUUAGCAGAAGCAGGAGAGAAGGAUCCUUUGGGAAGAAUCAAAGAGGAUCUCAGCCAAAAAGAAACUGUAAUAACAGAGAAGGAACUUUAAUAGUACAGAGGAAGAGAAAUGUUCUGAGGAUUGUGGGGAAUCUUUCCUGGAAGGAGCUCACUGGAAGAAUGAAUCAUCUCAAGUGAACACAGAGCUGGAUAAAAAAUAAAAGUAAAGGAUUCAGUAUCCAUGGCUUGUUAUGUG
Messenger RNA from Malurus melanocephalus (red-backed fairy wren), 1896 nucleotides. RefSeq names its product protein disulfide isomerase like, testis expressed (gene PDILT). Gene Ontology annotation, cellular component: endoplasmic reticulum. The record is from RefSeq and is a predicted model, not a curated record. NCBI's taxonomy places the organism in Eukaryota, Metazoa, Chordata, Aves, Passeriformes, Maluridae. Gene Ontology annotation, molecular function: protein disulfide isomerase activity. Bases 1 to 1752 code for a protein of 583 amino acids. Gene Ontology annotation, biological process: protein folding. The transcript is spliced from 12 exons.